Molecule: messenger RNA, 1144 nt
Organism: Fundulus heteroclitus (mummichog)
Lineage: Eukaryota; Metazoa; Chordata; Actinopteri; Cyprinodontiformes; Fundulidae
Product: checkpoint protein HUS1
Exons: 8
Coding region: 92-949 (285 amino acids)
Biological process (GO): mitotic DNA replication checkpoint signaling; telomere maintenance; meiotic DNA integrity checkpoint signaling
Cellular component (GO): checkpoint clamp complex; site of double-strand break; nucleolus
Source: RefSeq, a predicted model, not a curated record
UAUAGCAGCUGCUGUUUCCGCCGGACUGCAUUAAGAGACGGACCAAACACAGGCUCCCGUCUCUGAGCAGUUAAAAGUUUACUGACUUAAAAUGAAGUUUCGGGGGAAAAUAAUCGACGUGGCCUGUUUGAACCACUUCACCAGAGUGGUGACCACCAUCUCCAAGCUGACCAAGACCUGCGUCCUGCGGCUGACUCCAGACAACCUGUUCUUCAUCCUGUCAGGAAAAGUGACCAACGGAGGUGUCAGCAUGUGGUGUGAACUGCUGCAGAACAACUUCUUCGAUGAGUACCAGAUGGAGGGCGUGUCCUCAGAGUUCAACCAGAUCUGCCUGGAGGUGUCUCCAGAGAACCUGUCCCGGGCCCUAAGGACGGUCCAGUGCGCCAAGUCUGUGAAGAUAAAGCUGACCAAGAAGCACUGCGCCUGUCUGACCGUGGCUGCUGAGCUGCCCACCCUGUCCAGCGCCAGCAGAGUCGUCACUCACGACGUUCCUGUUGAGGUGAUUCCUAGAAGACUCUGGCAGGAGUUCAAAGAACCCGUCAUGCCGGACUUUGAUGUGAGCAUCUACCUUCCUCCCCUGAAGAUGUUGAAGAACGUGGUGGACAGGAUGAAGAACCUCUCUAACUUCCUGGUAAUCGAGGCCAACCUGAACGGAGAGAUGAACCUGAAGAUCCAGACAGACCUGGUUUCUGUCUCCACUCACUUCAAAGACCUGGGGAACCCUCCGUGGGGUGAAGACGCCUCCCAGGACGGAGGUCCGUCUCAGAGAGGAGACCCAGAGCUCCUGGCCGAGGCCACAGUGGACAUCAGGAAGCUGCAGCAGUUCCUCGUGGGACAGCAGGUCAACCCCACCAAGGCCAUGUGCAAUAUCGUCCAUCAGAACGUGGUCCACCUCAUCCUGCUGCAUGAAGACGUUUCUCUGCAGUACUUCAUCCCUGCUGUGGCCUAGAACCUCUGCAGAGGAUCAGUGGGUUCUGGUGCUGCUCAGUGGGUUCUACCUGACACCAAGAAGGACAUCAGAGACUCCAGGAGACUUAAACCUGCUGGACUGGGCAUUAAUUAUCACAUGUUAAAUAUUUUUACACAGAUGUAUAUUUCAGUGUCUUUAAGGUUCGUUUUAUGAUUAAAAUCUUUAUUUUUUCAA